AUAAUUUUGAGUGGAUCAUAAAAAAGAAAAAAAAAAAAAAGAAAACUGAAUAGAAAAUUUCUUAUCAAAUUUUUAAGAUGAAUAUCCGUAAAAAGAGGAAUGCACUUGAUUAUCAUCAGAGUGUAAACUAAUGCAACCAGUGCAACUUGGAUCAAAGCCGAGUAUGGCGUCACUACGGUAGUCAAGUGAAAUGUCAAAAUUGCGGAACAUGAGUAUAUACACAUUCGGUUAAUGCUCGAUCUAUCUAAAAUUCUCGAAAGUUUUCGACGUAACGACAUCAUAUCAAGUGUUUUAACCAACGCAUCUCAGUGAAUCUUGUUGGCAUUGUAGUUUAAUUCAACGAACCGAUAAUUUAUCGAUAUAAAAAUAUCAAAGGAUUAACAUUAUAUUGUGAGAUGUUUGUGCAUUCCCAGCUGAUAAGUUUUGACAUAUUUGACAGUUGUGUAAUUGCAUAAUUGUGUCCAGUAGCGUGUUCUGAUGAACAAUUGUAUAUGAUUUAAUAAGAAAGCCAUACCAGGAUGGCAGAACUGGAUGAUCUAUAUCAUUCAGAUCAGUACCUCGGCCCAGAGACGCUUACUGAUCUUUGCUUCAAACUAAUUUGUGACAAUCUUGAUAUCAUUUCGGUCAGAGGCAAGCAUGGUCAUCGUACUCUACGCAAAGGACUUGCGUUCCCUGCAGAAAUAUGUCAUAAAUUUAUUGAGUAUAUGCAACAAAGUGAAACCAGGAGAAACGAUGACAGUUUCUUUUCUAUCUUCAAAGAUACAACAGCCACAAGACUAAAACGUGUUAAAAUUAUAAGUUGUAGUUUAACAGAUGCUUCUGUUCAAACAUUAAUGAAGCAUAAACUUACCGAUUUAGAACUCACAAAUUGCACUAAUUUAACAGUUCUUUCUAUUGAACAUGUGAAUGCUAAUUCUGAGAACUUACGUAGCCUAGUAUUUCAUGGAACUUCAAUGAUUAUACCACCAAGACUUACAUUUGGUAGAGAUGAUGAUUGUCCUGUUGAACACUAUGAGCGUGGUUAUGUAUUCAAAACACCAAACUUAAGGCGUUUAGCAUUAGGAUAUGUUGGUAUUCCAGAGAGAGAGUAUAGUUUACUUUUGGCAGGCUUAACAAAUUUAACACAUUUGGAUUUAUCCAAUUGUUUUGGACUACUGAACUUUGAUUUUUAUGAUCAUGUUCCAAAUUUAGUAUCAUUAACAUUAUACGAUGUAAAGGUCAAUGGUAAUCCAAUAGCAUUUUUUAAUAACAUAUGUCACUUAAAAAAACUUAGGCACUUGGAUAUCUCGCAAUCCAAUUUCAAACAAGGACAAUUUGAACAUCCUAAUAGAAUUUUAAGAUGUAUAGUAUCUGGAUUGCCUGAGUUAGUUUCUCUAGAUAUUGGAGGCACUAAUCUUGCAGGCAGAGGAGUUGCCGAGCGACCUCUUGAUACAGUCUUAGAAGAUUUGACGAAUAAUGCUCUUUGUGACAUACCGGGUCUUGCGUCUCGAAUUCAUAAACCGUUACAAUUUUUAGGUCUUUAUGGAACUGCUCAUGCAGCUUGUAAAAGACACGAUAUACCAGCAAAAGUGGUAGCAGGAGACGCAAAUGAAGAUCAAAUAUUAAUUGCUGCUCAUGUUUGUAUGAACAACAAACAGGAAUUAUUACAAAAAGUACUGAGUGAUCUAUAUCAUGUAUUUAGAUAUGAAAAUUGUCAAAGAAUGGAUCAAGCUCUUCGUACUGUAUUAGAAGCAAUGGAAAAGCAUCCAUAUCAAAAACAUAUACAAAUAUCUGGAAGUGCUACUUUAUUUUACAUAGUAAAAAUGAAGGAAAAGGGAGAAUUGGUUGUAGGAGUUAGGAAAAGAAUUAUUAGCACUUUAUUGACAGGAAUGAGUCUUCAUAGAGAUGAAGAAACUAUGAUGCGUAAUGGUUGUUUGGCGUUGUGCCAAUUUCGUAUACCUCAAGACGUGAUGUUCAAUUAUGAAGCAUUAGUGAAAGUGCUCUUACAUUCUGCUAAACAUGCACAGCCAGAAGGAUUUGUACAACGUAUUGGAAUAUAUUUAUUAAAUUCUCUAGCUUGUCAAGUUGAAGGCAGAGAAAAGUGUCUUUUAGGAAAAUUAGGUUGUGUUAAAACAAUGCUUGAAUUAGUCGAAUAUAGAGUAGAAUCUAGAAUAUUUGAUGAUGUGUUGGAAGUAGCAUGGUCUACAAUGUGGAAUAUGACAGAUGAAACAGCUAUAAAUUGUCAACGAUUUUUAGAUGAAAGAGGAAUGGUACUAUUUCUGAAAUGUGUAAAGCGAUAUCCAGGAAAGGAGGAAUUAUUGAGGAACAUGAUGGGUUUAUUAGGUAAUGUCGCCGAAGUAGAUUAUUUGAGAGUACAUCUUAUGCAACAUCGAUAUGUAUGUGUUUUUGCCAACUUAUUACGUUCUAACAGUGAUGGCAUCGAGGUAUCCUAUAAUGCAACUGGUAUACUCGCACAUAUGGCAUCUGAUGGUGUCGAAGCUUGGACUCUUGAUAAACCUAGACGAGAUGAAGUUUUAGAUUUUAUGGUCCAAGCUAUCGAAAGAUGGGAUUUAUCUGCAGAACGUAACAUUAAUUACCGUUCAUUUUUACCCCUAUUACGUUUGCUGGAUAUAUACCAUACUCCAGAAUGUCAACAUUGGGCUGUAUGGGCACUCGCCAAUCUUACCAAUGUUUAUCCACACAAAUAUUGUUCAUUAGUUAUAAAAGAGGGAGGAAUAGAAAAACUGAAUGCUCUUAAAAUAGAUCGGAGGCCGUACGAAAGAAUUAAAGAACUUGCGACAAUUGUGAUAGAAAAUUGCUGUUAAGAUAACAGUCGUUCCAAUGAUGGGAAUUAUCUUCAAGCACAUUCAGAUGCAGAGUAUAGCCUUGAUGGUUACAAAAAAUUGUCAUUAAUAUGAUUCAUGUGCAACAUUAUUGAAUACAGAAUGUUCAAUCGUAGUAUAAAGAUUUAAAGCUAACAACAAUUGAUGAAAGUGUGUGGUGAUUUUAUAUCCGUAGUAACUAUCAUACAAAACAAAAAAAAAACAAAAAAAAAACAAAAAAAAAACAAAAAAAAACAAACAAAAAAACCAAAAAAAAACAAAAAAAAACACAAAAAACGAUAUGCAGAGACGAAACGUAAUAAGAUGUUACCUUAUCCCAGUGAUAUUCUUACAGAUAAUAUUUAAAAAAGAAAAAUGAAAAAGGAAACAAAUAAUUGCUUAAAUAUAACAAAACAUGUUGCGCUAUGACAAUUUAUAUAGCGUGUUGUUAAUUCGUUAGCGAAACUCCAGAUAUUUAUAGUUUUUAUUAUUACUAUUCACUAUUAAUGAUCUAUCUUUGAAUCAGAAAUUAUUUUUAUCAAUGUACAUAGUUAUAUCAUGUAUCAUAAAUUGAAUCUCUGAGAUAAGAUGAUUGUGACCACCUAAUAUUUCUAUUUUUUGUUUCACAAACAUUAGAUCUCGCAUAACUGUGUAUAACAGUUGUACAUUGGCGUUAUCUUAUGUAAUUCAAUAGUUUAGCUUUGAUCACUCAGCUGCUGAAAUAUUGUCUACAAGCACUGUGUAGAUAUUAUUUAUUAAAUAACUUGAAUAAAUAAAGAGACUUAAAAAUAAGAAGCAUGUUAAUGUAUGUCACUGUAAAUAGAGCUAAAGUGCCGGGAGUAAAGUGAAAUAGAUUUGUAUGUUUUUGUAUAUUAUCGUUAUGAGAGACCUUACGAAAAAGAAAAAGAAAAAAAAAGAAGGAAAGAAAAAG
Messenger RNA from Vespa mandarinia (Asian giant hornet), 3732 nucleotides. RefSeq names its product protein zer-1 homolog. The record is from RefSeq and is a predicted model, not a curated record. Lineage: Eukaryota; Metazoa; Arthropoda; Insecta; Hymenoptera; Vespidae. Gene Ontology annotation, cellular component: Cul2-RING ubiquitin ligase complex.